Molecule: messenger RNA, 606 nt
Organism: Striga asiatica
Lineage: Eukaryota; Viridiplantae; Streptophyta; Magnoliopsida; Lamiales; Orobanchaceae
Source: the annotation of a GenBank genome assembly
AUGUCGACUCUCCAUUCGCAGUCGACCUCACUUGCCUCGAAGGGCUCUCGGCUCCUCGAUGUCGACUCUACAUUUGCAGUCGGCUUCGCUUGCCUCGAGGGGCUCUUAGCUCCUCGAUGUCGACUCUCCAUUCCUCGAACUGGCCCUGAACUUGAUCAAGUCUCAUUUCUCAUGUUCUCAGCUGUCAUUCUUUCCUCAUUGGCAUCAACAGAAAGGAAAAGAAUGCACCCGGAAUAUUCAGACACCAAUCACCCGAAGAUAAUCAGCUACGUCCCCCAAAAGUUCAGCAGCGGCUCGUUAGUCCUGAAAACAAAGGCCCCUGCAAAAAACGACCAACCAAUUUGUAUUCAAGUACAACAAUCGAUACAUGAGAAGACAAACGCUACAUUUGGUAAAGCACAAAGACAAUUAACGAUACCAAGUGUUGGCAUCAACACGGACAAGGCAAGUAUUCCGGCGACCUUCAACGGUGCUCCGGCCACCAACAUAUCGUUGAUCUCGAUGUGUCCCGUCGUGAAGCCCACGAUGUUUGAUGGGGUGCUGGUCGGGAGGAGGAAAGCGAAUUGGGCCCCAAUAGCCCCUGGGACCAUGAGGAGGAGCGGGUGA